ACAAAUUAUACAAGAACAAAUAUGACGCUACCACAGGCAAGCCCACUACGCGAAAUUGGAAAGACUGGUGUCAAGAUAUCUGCUAUCGGAUAUGGUGGUAUGAGCUUGGCUCCUGGUAUUUACGGCGAAACGGACGAUGAUUCCAGUGUUGAUUUGCUUAAAAAAGCUCUCGAUAUAGGCUGCAACUUCUGGGAUACAGCAGAUGUUUAUGGUCAGGGUCACAGUGAAAAAGUCAUUUCUCGAGUCCUCAAAGAUAGAAGAAAGGAUGUAUUCUUAGCUACCAAGUUUGGUAAUGAUUAUAGCAGCGGAACAUUCAGAGUCAAUGGUAAUCCAGAAUAUUUAAGAAGAUGCUGCGAUGCAUCACUUGAACGCUUGCAAACCGAUUAUAUCGAUCUUUUUUACAGUCACCGCAUCGAUCCGGAUACGCCAAUCGAAGUUACUGUCAGAGCUAUGGCGGAAUUGGUCAAGGAAGGCAAAGUCAAAUACCUUGGCCUGUCAGAGUGCUCAGCUACCACUCUCCGUCGUGCUCACAAGGUUCAUCCUAUCACUGCCGUCCAGGUGGAGUACAGCCCUUGGACACUUGACCAUGAACAGAACGAUUUAAUCAAAACUGCCCGAGAACUGGGUGUUUCCAUUGUCGCCUAUUCACCACUGGGCCGCGGUUUCUUGUCUGGCAAUAUUAAAUCGUUAAACGAUUUGGAUAAAGAUGAUCGACGCCGAAUCAUGCCACGUUUUCAAGGUGAGAAUUUUGCCAAAAAUCUCAAACUAGCGGACAAGAUUAAGGAGAUCGCUCAUAAGAAAGGAGUUACGGCAAGUCAACUCACGCUCGCAUGGGUGCUUGGUCAAGGAGAUGAUAUUUUCGUCAUUCCUGGUACUCGCAAGGAAAAAUAUCUACUGGAGAACAUGAGUGCUGGCGCCGUUGUAUUAUCGAAAGAAGAACUGGCUGAGGUGCGAGCUAUCGCUGAGUCAUUCGAUGUUUCAGGCGAGCGCUAUCAUCCAGAAAUGAUGAAGCAUCUUGGAAAUUGAAAGCGUUAGCUGCUGAUUGACAUCUAAACAAUAUAAAUACAUGAAUUUUUGUCAGGUCAA
Molecule: messenger RNA, 1086 nt
Organism: Umbelopsis ramanniana AG
Lineage: Eukaryota; Fungi; Mucoromycota; Umbelopsidomycetes; Umbelopsidales; Umbelopsidaceae
Exons: 4
Coding region: 22-1026 (334 amino acids)
Cellular component (GO): cytoplasm
Source: RefSeq, a predicted model, not a curated record